CACAAGUAUUAACCCCUAAAAAUCCAAAAGCGCCUUUUCUACUUUGAGAUAUUUUCGUAACUAUAAAAUUCUGCAGUUAAUUUUGCAGCGCCUCCAUCUUCGCCUUUUCAAAGGAUCCCUUCCCUUCCAUGAUGCACGGGCAGAAGCAACCCUUCCAGUUCCGCCGCGGGGACGGCGGCCGCCAGGCAGCGCAAUCGCCGCCGAAAGAGCAGUUUCAGCUAAAUCCCCCCUACCUUGCUAACUCCAACCCGUACCUCUUCCACCAGAACCCUUAUUUUUUCCCUCUGCCUCAGCCUCAGCAUAAUCCUUUUCCCCCAAACUAUGUUGGCUUCCACCAAAUAACGCAGCAGUUUCUUCCUAGUAGUUUUCCGGUUGAAGCGACGCACUCUAGAGGAAGUUCUUACAAUGAGCGUCCGCAGCAGCAAGGUGAGUCGCAAACGGAUAUGGUCGAGAAACUCGACGAGGCGGCGAAGAGGGCUUGGAGCGUCUUAGUACCGUCAGGCGAUAAUGUUUCAGCGUGGAAAGUUUCGCAGGAGGUUCUGCGUAUUGUGAAAGCAGAGUCGUGGGAGAGUUUGGGGUUUCAAAUGCAGCAAGUGCCUUCUUUGAAGCGGCUGCUGGCUACAGAAGCGAAGAUCAACGCAUUCAUCCACUGCUAUGUUGGGGCUAGAAAUAUUACUUCAUUACAUGAUUUGGAAAUGGCAAUCUGUGAACGUGAAGGAAUUGAAAUGUUUGAAGAACUGCAGUUGGGUCCCUUGGUACGACACCCUCUUGCUAAUCAUUAUUUCUCUGUCUCUUCUGAUGCUGCCAAAGUCUACAGAAUUAGAACUGAAGAGAUCAUCACCUACCUCUAUGAGUUCAUUGAUCUUCACAAGAAGAAAGAACUUGAAGUUGAUUUCUUUUUGGAUUUUAUGUUAAAGAAGAAAUCUGUCAGUUGCAAGGAAGAGCUUGGCAUUCGUAUUCAGAACCUUGGGCUAUAUAUUAAUCAUAUAGAAAAGGCAAGGAAAUCAGAAGGCAUAGAGCUAGAAAAAUGCACUAAGAAACUGAGAACAAAAUCUGUAAAAUGCAGCACAAAACCUCUUAUCCAUGUACAGAAAAAAGAAAUGGACGAAAAUUUUGCUAAAAUAUCAGAGCGAGUAAAAUCUUUCACCUCUCCUCAGUUUUGUGGUAAACAUAUAAGAUUUGCUUCAAGUUCAGAUGAUGAUCCCUCCGAAGAAGAUGAUACCUCUGAAGAUGCUGAAUAUGACAAUACUCAAGUUGGGAACAAUACUGACAUCGGCCGUGUUCCCCUGUCAAAUGGAUUAGAUCGUGCAAGUAAUUGCCCCUAUCCAUCCGCAAAUGAAGAAAAGAAAAGGCUGGGGUUGAUAAAUGACAGUGACUCAAGGCUUCGUAGGCAUAGUGGUGCUGUAAGUCGCACUUCAGGUCAUGUGCCUCGGAAAAAGAGGAAAUAUGAGCAUAUCAGAUCAAGCAGAUCUCCGGUGAAGGAGUCUAAACGGGAUAACUCUAAUGCAAGUACCACGCAUAAGAGCCCCAACAAUGAAGUUUUAGGUGGUCUUAUUUCCACAGAGUCAUUAAGAAUGUUUGUUACAACUUGGAAAGAGGUCUGUCAAGUGAACAGUCCUGAUGAGGUACUUGAAAAGAUGCUUCAGUUUUAUGAAGCAAGGAAAAAGAGAAAAGUGAAAGAAAUGUUCACAACAUAUCCGUUUGUGGGAUUGCUCUAUGCUGCUCUUAUGUUUAUAAAGCUUGAAAUGCCGGAUAAUAUAUACAACACUUUUCACCAAACUUCUAGGGAGCACGGAAUGGAUGACACCCCAUGUGACAGUUCAGCUGCUUAUACGAGCAUUGAUGUUAAACGUACUGAGAAGGAUCUUCCUGGAUCAACAUCAAAAGUUUGUGGCCGUGAUUAUGUUGCAGUCGAAGGUAUUAUGAAGAAAAUUUCUGAAUAUUUUGCGAAUGACAUCCCAAGCUACGAAGAUCUCUCUCUUGAACAUAGGUUCUGUUUCUUGAGGAAGCUUUGCAAAUGUGAGUAUUGGUUAAUGGAACAAUAUUCUGUUAACAAGUUUGACUCUCUUGGCUUUGGAGAAUAUUUUAUAUUUCUAGAGAAAUAUUUGCAUCUCUUGCCUCAGUCAUUACUGAAAUGCAUUAUAGGAGGCAUACCUGAGAGUGUUCAUUUGGAGGCACACUUGCUUCCAGUGCAAUUGGAUGUGUUUUUGUCGCAAGCUUUUGAUAGCUUGUGCAGAAAUGAAGUAAACGAGAGGAAUAUUCCUGAGUUGUUGGCAAGGCAAUUUCCAUUGGUAUCCUUCAAAUUAGUGAACUGUGACCUCAUUCCAACUUUACCAGAUAUUAUUCGAGAAAAAAGGGAUAUUUUAACUUCAAACUCUGUAUUGUUUUCUACACCUUUAUUAAUAUCUCCAGCUCAAAAUGAGAAAACAUUAGACAAACAGCCUUUGUUUGGUAAUGAUACACUAACUGGAGAAGGAAACAGUACUGCAGUUGUGACCAAAGAUGCUAUUGGGCUCCUACUUAAGGCGCCUAUGUUGAUUGAUUUGAACUUGUGGUUGCAUUGGGAUAUUUUGUUUGCUCCUCAUCUUGGUUCAAUUGUGCAGUGGUUGUUGCAGGAGGUCAACAACAAAGAGUUGUUGUGUUUGGUAACAAAAGAUGGCAAAGUACUCCGUGUAGAUCCUUCAGCCACUUUGGAUUCAUUCCUAAAAGUGUUAAUACAAGGUUCUUCUUUUGAAACAUCAGUGGUGUUGUUGUCGUUGUGUGCAUUAUAUGGUGGUGUACAAAAUGUUCCUCAAUCACUUCUUAAGUGUCAUGCUCGGCAAGGCUUCAAAGUAAUUAUUAAUAAUUAUAUGGAGGCUGAACUGCACAAGGAUAUAUUUCCAGGGAAGCCAUCAUGGGGCUGUAUAGAUGGGAAUAACAAAGCAACUGUUUUGGAUAAUCUACCUGGUAACAGGGGUAUAGUUGAAAAAGUUGCUGCAACUAUGUCAAGAUUCAUACUCGAGUGUUUGAGUUAUCUGCCCAUUGAAUUUUGCAGUUUUGCAGCAGAUAUUUUAAUCUCUGGGUUGCAGUCUUACGUGAAGAAUGUUCCUUCUGCCAUCUUGAAUGAAUGCAAGCAAGUAGAACAGUUUCUCCUUCUUCAUGAAGUGGGGAUGUCUCUUGGAUUGGUGGAAUUGGCUAAUGACUACCAUUCCUUUUGUUCCUCUGCAAUGGCUAGACGUUCCCCUAGGUCAUCAUGCAUAGAUGUGACUGACCUCAGAACUAGAUCAAUGGUUUUCCAAGAACAGGCCAACUGUGAAGAGAUGCUGGUCCCAGGUGAGAUGGAUUGUUGUGAUAGCAAAUGUAAACAAGUCAGCGGUCAGGCUGAUUAUGCGGAUAUUCCAGUUGAUACCCAUACCUCAGAUGCAGGCCGAUUAUCAAUGGCUGUUGAUUUCGAUAAUGAUCCAGUUGGAGUUAUUGAAUCUAUUAGGCGCUAUGAGUUUGGUCUAGAUCAAUGCUCUUCUGAUGCUGAAACUAAAUUGUUGAAGAGGCAGCAUGCUCGAUUGGGCAGAGCGCUCCAAUGUCUGUCACAAGAGCUGUAUUCUCAGGAUUCACAUUUUCUUCUAGAACUGGUUCAGAAUGCUGAUGACAAUACUUACCCAGACAACGUGGAACCUACUCUGACAUUCAUUCUUCAUGAAAAAGGAAUAAUUGUGCUAAACAAUGAGCAUGGUUUCUCAUCAAAGGAUAUACGAGCACUUUGUGAUGUUGGGAAUUCAACAAAAAAGGAUCAUAAUGCUGGAUACAUUGGGAAGAAAGGCAUUGGCUUCAAAUCAGUAUUUCGGGUUACUGAUGCUCCAGAAAUACAUUCUAAUGGUUAUCAUAUCAAAUUUGACAUAACCAAUGGCCAGAUCGGAUUUGUCCUACCAACAGUUGUCCCUCCCUGUGAGAUUGACUUAUAUAUCAGGUGGGCGUCUGCAGAUGCUGAUCACAUUGAUACGGACACUGGGAACACGUGCAUUAUUCUCCCUUUCAGAUCAAACUACCUGGAAGGUGUUUCCGUUGGCAACAUUUUAUCCAUGUUCUCAGAUCUGCAUCCAUCUUUGCUACUGUUUCUUCAUCGUCUUCAAUGCAUUAAGUUUAGAAAUUUGCUUGAUAAUUCACUUGUUGUUAUGAGGAAGAAAGUUAUAGGUGAUGGGAUAGUCGAGGUUGCCCUUGGAAAGGAGAAAAUGACUUGGUUUGUAGUAUCUCGAAAACUGAAGGCUGAUGCCAUUAGUUCUGACGUGAAGACAUCAGAGAUUUCUGUCGCAUUUACUUUGCAGGAGGAAGGUGAAGGGUAUUAUGUCCCAAUUCUGAAACAACAACCUGUCUUUUCGUUUCUUCCUCUAAGGACAUAUGGCCUUAAGUUUAUUCUGCAAAGUGAUUUUUUUUUGACAUCUUCUAGGGAAGAGGUUGAUGGAAGUAGUCCUUGGAAUCAGUGGUUAUUGUCUGAGUUCCCAGAUUUGUUUGUUGAGACAGAAAUUUCAUUUUGUCAUCUUCCUUGUUACAGGGAAAGUCCAGGAAAAGCUAUUACUAUAUUUAUGAGUUUUGUUCCUCUGCUGGGUGAAGUGCAUGGGUUUUUCUCUUCUCUACCUCGGAUGAUAAUAUCUAAGUUGCGCAUGUCAAACUGCUUGAUUCUAGAAGGUGAUGAAAAAGAAUGGGUUCCUCCCUGCAAGGUACUUAGAAAUUGGAAUCAGAAAGCUCGUGCCCUGUUACCUGAUGGUUUACUAGAACAGCACCUUGGCCUUGGAUUCUUGAACAAAGAUGUUACUCUGUCAGAUUCCUUAGCGAAGGCAUUAGGUGUAGAGGAUUAUGGACCAAAAAUUUUGUUAAGGCUGAUGUCUUCGUUGUGCCAAUCUGAUAGUGGAUUAAAUUCAAUGGGAAUUAGUUGGUUAUCUGCUUGGCUCAGUGCCAUGCAUGUGUUCUUAUCUCAAUCUUUUAUGCACAAUUCCCAAGGCUUGGGGACUGAAUCGAAUAUGAUACUUGACCUUCAGAAAAUUCCAUUUAUCCCCCUUUCAGAUGGUACAUAUAGCUCACUAGCUGAGGGCACGAUAUGGCUGCAUUCUGAGGCAGUAGAGCAAUGCAUUACUGAUGAAGCUCUUUUCAAAGUUUUCCCAAAACUGUAUGCUAAACUGCGGAUUGUGAGUCCAAACCUUUUGUCUGGUGCUGCUUCCGUUGAGAGCUUAUGCCAUGAUGGAUCUAUCAGGGAAAAUGUUACAAACAUGCUUUACAAACUUGGUGUCCAGCGGUUGUCCUUUCAUGACAUUGUGAAGGUACAUAUCUUACCAGCUGUAUCUGAUGAUAAAGGUGCAGUGGGACAUCAUGAAUUAAUGAUAGAGUACCUGGCUUUUGCUAUGUUUCACAUGCAAUCAAGUUGUUCUACUUGUGCCUCAGAUGGGAGUCUAAUUGUUAAUAAGUUGCGUGAGACAGCUCUGAUUUUUACAAAUUAUGGCUACAAACGAUCAAGUGAGGUACCUAUCCAUUUUAGUCUGGAGUAUGGAAGUUCUGUCGAUGUAAAUAAACUUAUUCAUGGUUUGGGUAUAAAUUGGCAUGAAAUUGACUCUGCCUAUUUGAAACAUCCAAUCACCAAUUCUCUUUCUGAUGGAAUGAUCAAGUGGAGGAAUUUUUUCCAUGAAAUGGGGGUAACUGAUUUUGUUCAAGUCAUCCAAGUUGAGAAAAGUGUUCCUCGUGUGUUUCUUGUUAAUAGUAAUGAUCUGAUACAUGCCAAGUCCACUACUGAUUUAGUUUUUAAAAAUUGGGUAUCUGAAGAGUUAUUUAAUUUACUGUCUGCAUUAUGUGCAAGAAAUGAUGGAUCUAAGUCCAAAAACCUGUUGGAAAUACUUGAUAGAUUGUGGGAUGACUGCUACAGCAAUAAGGUUACCGGUUAUUGCAUUGAUUCAAAUGGUGAAUCCAAGCCAUGCAGAUCAUCAUUUGUUACCAUCCUCCAAGAUUUACCAUGGCUAGCAUCAAAUCUGGAUGACAAACUUCAUCACCCCAAGGAUUUGUUCCAUGAUUGCAUGGAAGUACGCUCAGUUCUUGGUGCCGGUGCUCCUUACUCCAUUCCAAAGGUUAAAAGUGAAAGAUUGCUGGCUGAUAUUGGUUUAAAAACACAAGUCACUCUUGAAGAUGCUCUUGAUGUUCUUCGACUUUGGAGAAAUAAAUCUUUUUUCAAGGCUAGUAUAUCACAAAUGUCCAACUUCUAUGCAUUUCUCUGGAAGGGAAUGUCCCACUCGAAGCAGAAAGUUGUAGAGGAGUUACAGUCGGGGCCUUCUAUAUUUGUUCCCAAUACUGUUCACAGUUUCAAUGAAGAUUCUAUCACUGGUGUGCUUUUGUCACCUCAUGAAGUGUAUUGGCAUGACCCUAUAGAUUCAGUGGACCUAUUAAGGAUAACGCAGCCUGAGUGCACGCCAAGUGUAACAUGUAAUCCCUACAGUAAGAUGCUGUACAAACUCUAUCCAAACCUUCACGAAUUUUUUGUGACAGAGUGUAGAGUGGAUGAAAGUCCUCCUUUCAACAGCUACUUCAAGAUUUUGCUUCAGUUGUCUGGUAUGGCUUUACCUCAUCAGGCAGCAAAGAAGGUUUUUGAGGUGUUCUCGUUGUUGAAUGAUGGACUGAAAUCUGGAUCUCUGAAUUUUGAAGAUCUUCAGCAUCUGAAAGAAAGUUUACUAAGCAAGGAAUACACCGUUCUUCCCACUAAACAAGAUAGAUGGGUUUCUCUACAUGAAUCAUUUGGUUUGAUCUGUUGGUGUGAUGAUGAGAACUUGGGAAAGGAAUUCCGUCACCUUGGUGGCAUUGACUUUUUGUACUUUGGGGAAUCCACUGAUGGACAAACCCAGAUGCUUCGAACAAAGGUUUCAACCUUCCUGCAAAGACUAGGAAUUCCUGCUCUGUCUGAGAUUGUUACUCGUGAGGCAAUACAUUAUGGCCCGGCGGACUGUAGUUUCAUUUCAGCACUGCUGAAUUGGUCUCUUGCAUAUGCCCAGCGGUACUUCUAUAAUACACAGCCUGGUAAAUAUAUUCAACUGAAGCAUUCUGGUUUUCAAAUUAUUAGAAAUCUGAAGCUUGUUGUAGUCGAAAAUUUAUUCUAUCGGAACAUUAUAAAGAAAUAUGCAAUCAAGUCAAAGAAAAGACACGAGUGCAGUUGCCUUUUGCAGGACAAUAUCCUAUACUGCAGUCGAGAAUCAGAUACACAUUCGAUAUUCUUAGAGCUCUCCUGCUUACUAUCCGAUGGGAAGUCUGAUUUGCAGUUUGCAAACUUUCUCCACAUGAUCACAACCAUGGCUGAGUCAGGUGCAACUGAGGAGCAAACUGAGUUUUUCAUUCUGAACAGCCAAAAGGUUCCGAGACUUCCUGCGGGGGAAUCCUGUUGGUCGCUUCAGAGUGUUUCGGAAAAUAGUGUCCAUGCUGGAGUGGAGGAACAAGAUUCUGCAUUCAAGAGGAAAUCAAGCAAAAGGUCAACCUGGCCACCUGCUGGUUGGAGAACUGCACCUGGUUUCGAAUCAGUCACAAAAAAACCAAGAUCCAGCACGGGCCUGCAAAUUAAAGUCGAAAGUUCUCCAGAGCCGAAUCUGGAACGUCCCCAGUCACCCUCAACCUGCCUCAACACUGAUGAUGGUACUGUAGAGGUUUAUCCAACAGCGCUCAGUCCUGAAGUGGCCAUGCUUGAUCAGGAAACAAUCGAACCACAGCCAAAUAUCCCACCCGAAAUUUUCAAUUCUGGCUCAAGCUCAGUACCUACUGAUCCUGUUGGAUCCGACAGCAAGACUCCCAGCCCAUCACGUGGCAGCGAGAAAGAUCAACGAUUAGCACAACAGGCCCAGGUAACUGGGAGAGUGGGGGAGCUCGUUGCCUACGAAUAUUUCUUGGGGAACGAGGAGCAGAGAUCCGUGAAAUGGGUCAACGAAACGUCAGAAACUGGACUGCCCUACGACAUCAUCUUGGGAGAGGACGAAGAAACCCAGGAAUACAUUGAAGUUAAAUCAACCAUAUCUGCAAGAAAAAAUUGGUUUCUGAUAUCACUGAGGGAAUGGCAAUUUGCAGUGGAAAAGGGUGAGUCGUUCAGCGUCGCGCAUGUCGUCUUGUCGGACAACAACAUGGCGAAGGUAACCAUAUACAAGAAUCUGGCACGGCUGUGCCAGCUCGGAAAUCUGCGGCUAGCAGUGGUGGUGCCGAAACAGCAGGAGAGUUGCCCGAUACGAUAUUGAGCUUGUCUUUCUUUCUCUGUUUUGGACAUUCAUUUAUGGCGCUGCAUUAGACACUGGCAGUUUCUUGCAUUCUUGUCUUUCUUUUUGCGAUGCGAAGUUUAAUUGUUGUAUUUGUCUGUAACAACUGUUGUCUAGAGAAAGAAGUGAUAGGUUUCGAUAGAUUAUAGCUGGAAUGUCUUUGUUUUGAUUUUGUUCUGAAUCAUUAAUAGAGUGGGGUUAUGAAUAUACAGAAUUAA
Molecule: messenger RNA, 8455 nt
Organism: Andrographis paniculata
Lineage: Eukaryota; Viridiplantae; Streptophyta; Magnoliopsida; Lamiales; Acanthaceae
Product: protein NO VEIN
Exons: 13
Coding region: 129-8219 (2696 amino acids)
Biological process (GO): leaf vascular tissue pattern formation; root development; embryo development ending in seed dormancy
Cellular component (GO): nucleus
Source: RefSeq, a predicted model, not a curated record